AAAAUGCCAAGAUAAGAUCAGCUACUUCUUCACUGUAACAAAUCACUGUCCACAGCCGCGACGGCAGAUGUCAGGGAGUAGCUCCGGUUAUCGUUUUCUUCUCUUCUGUCACGUGCGGUUUCCCUGACCUAAUCAUUUUUGGUUUACGAUAAAUUACAUUGCAAAUUUCGGGAUUUUUGGAAUCUUUGGAAGCUUCUUUCUACUUUACCCUUGUUGGAUCAUUAUUCAUAACAGUUUCCACUUAUAUUUCCCUUGCAUUUUAAGAUUCCCUUUGAAGUUUUGUAAUUAAAGUAGAUUCUUUGCUGUUUUAGCAUCUUCAAUUGUGGGUUGUUUCUUCUUUACAAAUUCUUUGCACCCAAAUCAUAAAAGGGCUUUUCUUUUUUUCUUUUUUUUUUUUUUGGUUUUACCUUUCUAUUCGAAUUUUGGUUCCCAAACUGCUCUUUAUUCCUGGGGAUCUUGAGUUUUUUUUUUUUUUUUUGAUUUGCAUGUUGUGCUAUUUACUCCCUGGAGAGAGUGGUUUUGAUACUGUCUGUAUUUUACUUAAAAUGGAUUUCCAUUGUACAUAUGUAGAUAAUGUUCAUUUGCUUAUAUUACUAUUGGCAUGAUUUCAGCUUGUAGCAAACAAGAAAUGCAACUUUGGAAACCAUAUAAACUGGGCGGGCAUCAAUCACAUGGAUUGCAACUUGUUUUCCUUUUUGUGACAUUUUCUGCAUGGUGAAUGUUAACAGUAAGGCAAGCCAUAGUUUGAACAAGGAUUUGCUGUAUCCUUGCAAAUCCUGUUGUGUGGCCCAUUUUUUGUGAAAGUUGUGUGGGAACUGCAACAGGAUUUUGGGAGUAUGUAUUAAAUUACCCUCAUCAGAGACAAAAUCAGGCAACAUUAAACAAUGUUUGACCUC
Rubroshorea leprosula is the source of this 896-nucleotide messenger RNA. Lineage: Eukaryota; Viridiplantae; Streptophyta; Magnoliopsida; Malvales; Dipterocarpaceae. The record is from the annotation of a GenBank genome assembly.